Messenger RNA from Ilyonectria robusta, 3718 nucleotides. RefSeq lists its product as uncharacterized. The record is from RefSeq and is a predicted model, not a curated record. The transcript has 2 exons. NCBI's taxonomy places the organism in Eukaryota, Fungi, Ascomycota, Sordariomycetes, Hypocreales, Nectriaceae. The coding region runs from base 314 to 3718 and encodes 1134 amino acids.
CGCGGACGGACGCCAAGACGGCCCCAUGCUCGGCCGCCUCCAACGCGACUAGCACGACUCCGCCAAAACAUUUGUCUAUCUGUCCAUGCGAUGUCCUAUUUUUGCUGUAUUUCCUCACUGAACUGAAGCUGAAGACGCUCAUUAUACUUCCGAGAAGUUAUUAAAACCGAAAGAACCGUCUGCCCCGUCGCGCAAUUGCUCUCGCUAUGCUCUGAACGCGCUUCCAACCCGAGCUUGACCUUGACGACGACGAUGCAUCCACCCACCUCCUGAUUCCCCUUAACCACCUCGAAAAUUGUCGCCGACCCCGGCGAUGGAACGCGACAAAGAUACUCUGGCCACGCGGCCAAAUGGAAGACCCACGAGCCUGCUCGUUGUGAGGGAACAGGGCAGAAAGCCGCUCUUCACGAGGCCCGCCUCGCGAGCAGAGGAGACCAGCAACGCCAGACUCAAAGAUAAAGAAAACGAUCGCUCGCAGCUCCACAUGAGCAGGCAUCGGAUGAGCGAUUUUGGCCAUGGAAUACCACGACGCAUGAGCUCUGAGCCCCUGGCGCCGCUGGCGCAGACAUUGGGAAGGAGAAGCAGUAGUAGCAGUCUGGCAUCACCCGGAGGCACGCGCAUACCAAAACCCUCGGGCGUCACAUUCUCGAGCCGGAAACAACUGUCCUUAAGCGAUGCGUUCAACCGGGCUGCCAUGGAAUACGAGGAGGAGAGCGACCAGAGCCAAGUUAUGGAUGCGUCGCCUAGCCCGGCGCCCCGGGUGGCCCGCGCGAAGCGUGAGGAGGAAGAUAAACGGAUGAGGAAGAUAUUGGGACAAGAUCACCUGGAUACCAAGGCGCCAAACCGGCCGUUUUCGCGAGCAUCAUUAGCGACCUCAACACUGGGGGAGGGGAGGGUCUCGCCUGAGAAGUACGACUCCCCGAGACGAAGGUCACUGUAUGGAAAGUCGAGGAUAGGGCUUGGGUCGAGGGAACCUGCGCAGGAUCCUAUCAGCCCGAAGGUCAAUGUGACCAAGCCUAACGAUCAAGCAGAGGACCCUCCCCGGGAUCCGAUCAGCAGGCUUCGACCCGAGCCCCGGUUGUUGAAGCACUUACCGUCCAAGGACGACCUCACGAACCAAGGUCGCAUUCCCGCACUGGUCCCAGGGAUAGAAGACCUGCCGUGGCCAUCAAUUGAGAAUCGACAGCACCAACAAGACCCAGCUCCUCCGACGCCUCUCAACACGGAGAAUGCAUCGCCCGAGAAGAGCUUCGCAUGGGAAGUUGACCAGGACUUUACUGCUGGAGACCUGCAGAUCUCGGAUAGCCCCAGGAUCAAAAUGGGCACCCGACCAUUCGCAGACCGGAUCAAGUUUGACGAAGGGAGUGAGAUUGACAUCAAUUCGCGGACAAGAGUAGCCAACCCGGGCUCGCGCAACACCAAGUUGGAUGAGAUCCGGUCAAGGGAGGUCAAGGUUGGGAGCAAUAUUCCACUUGAGUCUCCGCAAAAGCGGCAGCCCAACACGAAAAUAGAGGAAAUACGACAGCGCGAGGCCCAGGCUGAGCAUCAGAUACCGAUCCCGGAUCGCAGCCUACCGAGACCGAGCAACACCAAGCUGAAUGACAUACGGCAACGAGAGAUUAAUGGCAUCCCGAACCGAGCACUGGCAAAGGCGAGGUUGGACGAAAUCCGGGAGCAAAACUCAAACUCACGCUCACUGUCUCCAGAGGAAUAUCGACCGUUGUCGGCCCGGACUGCGCGGGAAACGACAUCUGCCGCGGACCGGGAGACGAAAGUACCGAUUCGACCAAUGUCUGCCUUUGAGAUUGGGGGACAACGCAUACCCGAUACGCCUGUUACCAUCUUCAAGGCGCGAGAGACAAAGUACCAGGCUCCAGUGGAGGAACGGGGCGAAUCAAGCAAAGCAAACGAUGCUGCGGAUGUUGCACGACCGGAGCUGUCAAACUUGCACAAACGCGGUGACUCACGAGACUUGUUGCGACGGCUGGCAAGGGCUGCCAGCUCAAGCCCUGCGCCGGAGACGGAAGCUCGACGGCCGGCCAGCCCGUUGCCUAGUGAGAAACCCGUCACCCAGGACUCAGAUUUUACGUCCGGCCUCCCACGACGCACCUCCGAAAAUGCUCCGAGACACAUACAACACCAAAGAAAGGACAACGAAACCUCAAAACCCACAGUUGGAUUCACCGGCAUACCUCGCACGCGUUCUACGGACUCUGUCAAGAGCAAGAGAUCUAGCAUGCAGUCGGAACUGGACCCGACGGACAGGAUCGAGGGGGAGAUGAAGCUCUUCGCGCUGGGCGAUAACCAGUCGGAGAAGGGCUCCAUUCGAGCCCCGUCACCGUUGCCGGACUCUGAAGACGAGAAGGAGGACGCCGAGGCGACACCGCGGGCUCCGAAGCCAGACCCGCUGACGAUGCCGACACCCAAAAUCAUGGGUGCGUACGUGGAGACGCCGGCGACGGUCAAGGUGGAGAAGAUUGAAGUCAAGGACGAGAAGCCACGAGAGGAGACGAGAGCAUCGCGGCCAAAGUCUUCUUCAUGGGCCCGGGAUAAGAAAACGGACCAUGCAUGGGAGAGUCGUGAUCAAGACACGACUUCUGACCCGGGAACGGACGAGAAAUCUGCGCCCACGGCGAUGUCGUCGGGGGUGAGAAGGCGGCGCACACGUUCACUGCCACGGCGCAGAGGACCCCUAAGAAACUCAGCAAAGCCGCCCACAGUCAAGGAUGAUUUAAUGCAACUUCAACGCUCGCAUCAAAUCGAGGAUUCAACUCUGGACGACUUGGAAGAGAUCUUGCUAGGCCGCAAAGCCCCCACGCCCAAAAUGGAAGCUCUCCUCAACGACCUCUCGGAUCAACCUUCGCUCGACGACGACUUUGACUUUAACUUGGAGCUCGACACCAAACUCAAUACCAACAGCAACAAGAUCAACCCCCAGGACCCCGAUCACUCUGACGGUGAUCUGGCCACUUUUACACGAAUGAGCAAGUCCCUCCAAACCGGCCUCAUGGGCAUCCGGACUGCCAAGAAGGGCAUCGAGCGCCUUGAAGGUCAGGUCCUGCACGAGACGAAGUCGGCCGAGAAGUUGGACACGCACACCCACGACCAUGAGCGUGGCACUGGCUGCACAACUCACGUCGCCCCAACGACAGUGUCCUAUGUUCCCCUGGCCCUGCCUCUACCAAACCUCUACCGUCGCAAACCAUCAUUCCGGCUUACCUUUGUGGGUAUCAUCGCCUUGCUCUUCUCACUCUGGUACGCCGCCGAAUCGGCCAUGUGCGCCGCAUACUGUCGUCCUACAUCAUGCGGCAACGCUCCCUGCGUGUGGUCUUUCGAUGAUCCUACCUUUGGCAACGCGCUGCCAGUCAAGCUGGACCAGUGGGCUACAGGUGGCCACGGUCGCGUCCUUAUGGGUGCACUCAAAGAGGAGGUGGCGGACUGGUCUGCCGACCUUGUGGAUAUGUACUAUGGCCGCGAAAUGACAGAAAUUGACGUCGACUUGCUCUCAUUCGAGCAGAAGCGCCAGCACCGCCGCCGCCUACUCAAGAAAGGCUUGCUGAAGCCGCGCUCGGAGCAACCAGAGCAACAAGCUAAGUGGGAUGCUUGGCGACAGACACGAAUGGCCAAGGAGCGGGUACGGGACGCACGGGAGAUGGGCUACUACCAUCUCGCUGAUGAUGGAGACGAGGCUGUUGGGGGAGAUCAGCGUGUUUGGUAA